CAUUUGCUCCACUAUAAAAGUGAAAAAUACUGAGACAAUAAACUAAAAGAAAUAAGAAGGUCCCUCUACAAAAUUAUCUAACCCAGGGAGGCGAUUAUUGUGGAGAUGUCAGUGUGGCCGGGGGUCUGAGCUUGUCUAAAAAAAACGAGCCUACCCAGAUUUGUAAAGGUAGAAUAAACAUGAUGGCAGCUCACAAGGAAAAGAGAGCUAUUCAAACAUCUGGAAAAAAUUUUAAGAGUUUAUCAAGUUGGAUUAAGAAAUACGCGAAAUUAAAUCAAUUAUCUGAGUUAUUAUCAUACUUGACUGAUCCCAAAAAGUUGGCACUUAUUGCUGGAGUAUUUGUGAUAGUGGAAAUUGUUUUGAACAUCCUAGUAAUUCAUAAUGUUUCCUAUACAGAGAUUGAUUGGAGAGCUUAUAUGCAACAGGUUGAAGGAUUUCUUAAUGGAACGCUAAAUUAUGCUAAAUUAAAAGGAGAUACUGGGCCGUUAGUGUAUCCAGCUGGUUUUGUUUACAUUUAUACAAUUCUCUAUUACUUUACAUCUCAUGGAGAAGACAUCAGAGCAGGCCAAUAUGUGUUUGCUUUACUCUACAUUACAUUAUUAAUUCAAGUGUUCCGUAUUUAUGCCAAAACGAAAAAAGUACCUCCUUAUGUACUAAUUUUAAUCUUUUGUACAUCAUACCGAGUCCAUUCAAUAUUUGUACUGAGAUUGUUCAAUGAUUCUAUUGCUAUGAUAUUUUUAUUUGCAAGUUUAAAUGCUUUUCUAGAUGACCGAUGGUUUUGGGGAAGUGUGAUGUAUAGUUUAGCUGUGUCAGUGAAAAUGAACAUAUUACUAUUUGCUCCAGCAUUACUGAUAGCGUAUUUAUGCAAUCUAGGAUUAUUAAAAACAAUGUUUCAUUUAGCAGUUUGUGGCACUGUUCAAGUGAUAUUAGGACUGCCAUUUUUAUUGACAAAUCCUUAUUCUUAUAUAGCAGCAGCAUUUAAUUUUGGACGCGUUUUUGAAUAUAAAUGGACUGUAAAUUGGAGAAUUAUUCCUGAAGAAAUCUUUCUUAAUUCUACGUUUCAUGUAGCUCUAUUAUGUUUACACCUGGCAUCAAUUGUCUACUUCAUUCCCAGCUGGAUGACUUACAUGCGAUGUUAUGCUAAAUUAAAAAUGAUUGGUAAAGAAUUAAAGUCUCAAAUGAAGAAAGAUACUCAAGUCGAUAUGUCGACUCUCAGUCAGUUAUUUAUUGGACCAUUAUUUGCUUCCAAUUUUCUUGGAAUGGUUUUUAGUCGAUCUUUACAUUACCAAUUUUAUCUUUGGUACUAUCAUACUCUUCCUUAUAUUGCAUGGUGCACACAUUAUUUACCUGUUACAAGAAUUGUUAUUUUGGGAAUUAUUGAAUUGUGUUGGAAUGUAUAUCCAAGUACUGUUUGGAGUAGUGCAGGUUUGCAUAUGUGUCAUUUGAUGCUGUUAUAUGGAUUACAUAAAAAUAAAGCGAAAAAUCAAAAAUUUGAUUAAAUAUCCAGCUGCAAUAAAAUUCGAAUAUGAAAAUCGAAUUAAAAAAUACUAUUAUCAUCAACAGUAGUUGACUGUACGACUUUUUUUGAAUAUAUGUAUACAAUAUCUAUUAAAUAUAAUUAACCAUGUAAAUAAAUGAAUUUUUUAUCGAAUUCAUCAUCAAACUUUUACUAGUAUAUAAGAUAUAAAAUGUUUUAAAU
This is a messenger RNA of Chelonus insularis, 1699 nucleotides long. It is a transcript of the gene Alg3, whose product is annotated as Alg3, alpha-1,3- mannosyltransferase. Bases 180 to 1499 code for a protein of 439 amino acids. Gene Ontology annotation, molecular function: dol-P-Man:Man(5)GlcNAc(2)-PP-Dol alpha-1,3-mannosyltransferase activity. Gene Ontology annotation, cellular component: endoplasmic reticulum. The transcript has 2 exons. The record is from RefSeq and is a predicted model, not a curated record. NCBI's taxonomy places the organism in Eukaryota, Metazoa, Arthropoda, Insecta, Hymenoptera, Braconidae.